This is a messenger RNA of Guyanagaster necrorhizus, 849 nucleotides long. RefSeq lists its product as uncharacterized. The coding region runs from base 154 to 849 and encodes 231 amino acids. Gene Ontology annotation, biological process: G protein-coupled receptor signaling pathway. NCBI's taxonomy places the organism in Eukaryota, Fungi, Basidiomycota, Agaricomycetes, Agaricales, Physalacriaceae. Gene Ontology annotation, cellular component: membrane. The transcript has 4 exons. Gene Ontology annotation, molecular function: mating-type factor pheromone receptor activity. The record is from RefSeq and is a predicted model, not a curated record.
CUUUCAUCCGAAACUCUCCCAACUGGGCUGCUUCAAAGUAUAUGCUCCCGACUGUUCCUGUUCUCGGUAACCUUACUAUGGCAUCGUCUGGUCUCAGCUGAUCGUUGAUGGCGAGAAGCGCGGUAAUCAGGCCUUUUGUCGUUCAACUAGACGAUGGCGUUCACAUGUACAAAGUUUCCCAAAGCUAAUGACCGAUUAAUCAGAGAUUGGUUCCUGCUCGACUGGUACAACUCCAGUCAAGCAUGCCAUCACCCGCUUCACCCAGGACCACCUACCGUGGUGGCCUCACCCAUCGGUGACAAGCCCUCGACUCAUGCUGACUUCCUCGCUGCUAUUUGGUACUCCCUCCGGUCGGCAUUCCUGCACAACCCAUCAUUGGCUUCCGUACCCAUCAGAUCCCCAUUUGCACUGCGGUCGCACAGACAUAAAAUCCCAGCGCUCAUCUGGUGCAGCGAUUACAGUUAUGAGAUUUCUGUCGAGCUCACUCGAUGGUUAUCCGUAUUCUGCGCGUUCCUUUUCUGUGCCCUCUUCGGAUUCGCAAGUGAAGCGAAGAAACCGUACAGUCAUGGAUAUUCCAAGUUGAUACUUCGACCGGUGGACGCCACAGAAAUUAAUUUCAUUGCUACCUUGAAUCACGCUCAUCUUCAUCGCCGCUGUGAUCUUAGCCCUUACUGCGCGACCAACCGAGCUCAAACCCUGGAUCCUACCAGGGAUUCGAAAAGCAUCCUUUUACCAAUGAACUCUCUCGACAUCACUCUCAGUCUCGAAGGCCCAGAGUCUUUCUUCCUCGAGUUCCCACCAGUCGACACCGAGCGAGAGCCGACGUACUCUGCGCACAGCGAGGGCUGA